CGACGAUGACGACGAUGGUGGUACCCGGAUCGGAUAGGCGGAGAGAGAGCCAGUGUCCGGUGUAGUGAGACACUUGGGAUGCAUGGCUAGAAAGUUAAAAGCAGCUGGGGCGCUCGAGAGAAUCAUGCACAGGGGGUCCGGUUUGACGGAUACUCGUGCAACUAACUCAUAUGGUAGAGGAGGAGCCCCGCUGAGAAUCUCGAAGACACCAGCUGACACUUGUAUGCAUGAGAGCACAGUCAUGUAGUGUCUUGCAUUUGAUUCGGAGCUCUCACGACGAUGGCCUAAAGGAGAUAAGCUUUUUCAUGCUGUCACUCAGCCGGCGCGGUACUUGCUCUGCAGCUGCUCUCAUCGUGCUUCAAGGACCUACAGGACUGUGUUUAUUAGCGUCCACCUGCUCAGAGGAUAACCGAACGACUGACUGCUCUUCGGAUGCAGUACACACCAAACGCAUCAGUGAAGAUCCUAUCCUUCAGACAUUCUUGAUCUCUCUCUGCCUCACUCAGAAUAAUUCGGGAGAGAUUGAACGGGGGAACGGGUCCUGGUCGUCUGUUGGUGAGUGGAACAGAAAUACGUGUGGGCUAUCAAUCGCUCAGAAGGAGAGAACUCCGGCGAUGAUAUAAAAUUUUCACGAGCUGUGAUGAUGGUAUGAUUUGUCCCAUCACUUACUUGUCGAGGACUCGGGCGGCACGUCCAGGAGGGAUACAGCAAGAGACGAGCUGAGUUUGAUCCUGGAGACCAGGAACUCUCUUCCUUGGAAGGACCGCGGGAAUCUGUAGCGGCGAAGAAGGAGAACCAAAAGAAAUAGAAGCAAUCGAGAGAGGUUCAAGAUGGGAGAAUCAAGAACAGCAAGGAUUAUGUUCAAAUGGGUUGGAUUUGUAUGUGCGAUAUGGGUGCAGUCGAUAGCGGGGAACAAUUACACAUUCGCCAACUAUGCUUCCGAUCUCAAGCAUGUUAUGGGGUACAGUCAAGUGGAGCUAAAUUCGCUGAGCAUUGCCAAAGAUAUAGGCAAAAGCGUGGGACUUCUGGCUGGCUUUCUCUCGGAAUACCUUCCUCCCCAAAUUAUUCUCCUCAUAGGAGCAGGUGUGGGUUUUCUGGGCUACGGCUCGACUUGGCUCAUAAUCAGCGAGCGCAUAGCUCCCCCAUCGUUAUGGCAGAUGUGCAUAGUGAUGUUCUUGGGAGGCAACAGCAGCACAUGGAUGAACACGGCGUGCCUGACGACAUGUCUGCGCAACUUUCCUCAGAGCAGGGGCCCGGUGACUGGCAUUCUCAAGGGCUUCGUGGGCCUGAGCACAGCCAUCUUCACGGUCAUUUGCUCGUCUCUCUUCACCGGGUCCAGCUCCGCAUUCGUUCUCCUUCUGGCUUUCGUCCCGCUGUUCACUUGCAUGAUCGGUGCAAUCUUUCUGCGCGAGGUCCCCGUCUCCACGGGUCCCGAAGAAGAUCUGGAGGAGCAGUCGUGCUUCAACUCCCUCAACAUCGCCGCCGUCGCCAUCGCCGUCUACCUGCUGGGCUACACCCUGUCGGCAGAAAAUCUCUCCCCUUCCGUCAAGCAGGGCUUAGCUUGGAUUCUGAUGGUGUUCAUCCUCUCUCCCAUCAUCGUCCCGGCGAAGCUCUUCGUGCACAACUGGUUCCGACUGCGGAAAACUGAAAAGAAGCGAACGAGCUUCUACAGGUCCCCAGAGCCCACCGAUGACACAACGGAGCCACUGUUGCACAAAUUCGUGACCGCAGCAGCCGAAGCUCAGCAUGUCAAUCAAGAUCUCGUCGUGGACCAGAAGAGAUGCGCGGACGACGAGGAGGAAGAGACCUCGCACUGCCGGGGCAAGCAGUUGGGCGACAACUACUCCUUCUGGCAAGCUUCGAUGUCGCUCGAUUUCUGGCUUCUCUUUCUCGGAUUCUUCACGGGAGUCGGCGCAGGCAUGGCCACCAUCAACAACGUCGCUCAGAUCGGAGGAUCCCUCGGGUACAGCGACGUGACGAUGUUCGUCUCGUUGAUAAGUAUAUUCGGUUUCUUCGGCCGGCUCAUCUCUGGCACUCUUUCGGAGUAUUAUUACAGGUCCAGAGGAAUUCCAAGGACGGCGUGGAUGGCUGCCUCCAAAGUCCUCAUGAUAGUCGGAUACUUGAUUCUGGCAUUUCCUGUUCCGGGGGCUUUGCACAUCGGGUCUAUAAUCGUCGGAUGCUGCUUCGGCUUCCAUGUGACGAUCAUGGUUCCAGUCGCCUCGGAGAUGUUCGGACUGAAGAGUUUCGGAGUUAUAUACAAUGUCUUGAAUCUCGACAUGUCACUGGGUUCGUUCCUCUUCUCUUACCUGGCAGGAUACAUAUACGAUUUCGAAUCACGGCGAACGGCCGAUUCGGACUGGCCCGACAUGAGCGACAGCGAUUCUUUGCCGCUUUCGAAGCAGAAUGUGAUUUGGGGAGAUUUGCUGAGUUCCACCAGGUUCACGGCUGUCGGUGAAACAGAAUGUUACGGCUCACACUGCUUUGAGCUUCUAUUCAUAAGCAUGUCUGUAGUUUUAGCGCUUGGAUUUGUCGUCGACGUCAUCUUGACUCUGAGACUCAGACCCUUGUACGAAAGAUUAGCCGAUUUCAAGCAGAAGUUGGAUCCCGGCAUUGAUUCAGAAGCCUCGCCCAGAAAGCUGCAGAGCUAAUAGCAGGCAGAGAGUCAGUCCCCGCAGCCCAGAACUUUGUAAAUAUUUGUAGCAUACCAGGAUUGUAGACGUUCUCGACAAUCAGAUCCACGAGAGAAAGGGGUCUAUCAAUUUUUUAAGAGAUUUUUUGAGCGGAGUUAAUUGAUGAGUGUAUAUAGCAGAGGAAUUUUUACCCAGUCAUAUUGAAGGUCCCUAAGGACCAAAUCUACGUUCAGUAGAGGAUCCAUAGAGUGUCAUUGGAUUGAUUAUGCUUUACUUCUUUUAUAUUCAAUUGGAAAGCAGAGCAGAUUCUUAUUUGAGGACUUC
Molecule: messenger RNA, 2954 nt
Organism: Marchantia polymorpha subsp. ruderalis
Lineage: Eukaryota; Viridiplantae; Streptophyta; Marchantiopsida; Marchantiales; Marchantiaceae
Source: the annotation of a GenBank genome assembly